GGAGCUCAGUCUAGCAGCAAAAGUCCAGCAGUCCGGUUCCAAAGCGAUCCGAUCUCAGUCUCCGUCUCCGUCUCAGUCUCAAUCUCAGUUUCGAUUUUGAAUCCGAUCUGGAAUUUCGAAUUUGGAUUGUACUGCAGUGCACUUUUUUUUUCGUCGUUGUACUCUAGUCACUUGGAGAGAUAUAUACGUACAUAUAUAUACAUAUAUCAGCGAGAUGUCGCAGCCACUCAAGUUCUACUUCGACUUCCUGAACCAAUCGAGCCGGGCGCUGUACAUCCUCCUGGAGGCCUCCAAGAUCCCCUUCGAGGCCAUUCCCAUAUCGAUGCUCAAAGGCGAGCACCUGACUGGCGAGUUCCGGGACAAUGUGAACCGGUUCCGCAAGCUGCCGGCGAUCAUGGAUCACGGCUACCAGCUGUCCGAGAACGUGGCCAUCUUCCGGCAUCUGGCGCGCGAGAAACUGGUGCCGGAGCACUGGUAUCCGCGGCGCCAUCUCGGCCGCAGCCGCAUCGACGAGUACCUCGCCUGGCAGCAGACCAACAUGGGUGUGGCCACCACGGAGUACUUCCAGCAAAAGUGGCUGGUGCCCUAUCUGCAAAAGACCCGGCCAGCCGAUAAUGCGGUGAAUCUCGCCAGCAAGCAGCUGGAGCACACGCUCAACGAGUUCGAGCAGCUGUUCCUCAACUCCCGCAAGUUCAUGAUGGGCGACAACAUAUCCUAUGCGGACCUCAGCGCCAUCUGCGAGAUCGACCAGCCCAAGUCCAUUGGCUACAAUGCGUUCCAGAACCGCAACAAGCUGGCGCGCUGGUACGAGACGGUGCGCGAGGAGCUGGGUCCCCACUACAAGGAGGUGCUCGGCGAGUUCGAGGCCAAGCUGAAGGGCAGCGGCAGUGGGCAGCAGCAGCGGGCGGUGAAGCAAUAGCCGAUGCAGUCGGUUGGAUGCCGCCAAACUUGUUUAGUUCCCUAAGACAAUCGACUAUUUAAUCUGAUUUUUUUUUGUACGCUCUACAGAUAUUGUAUUUUUGUGAUUAUACUUGCUCUUCAUAUCCAAUAAGUUUGUAGCGUACCCAUCACACUUGUUUUAACCCUACCAUUUGUGUUAACCCUACCAUUUGUGUCAAGUAAUGCUCAUUUGUUAAACCCUACGAAAAACAAAAAAAAAAACGUAUAUAUAAUAAUAAAACUUAGUUGUUAAAUAUGUA
Drosophila teissieri is the source of this 1199-nucleotide messenger RNA. RefSeq names its product glutathione S-transferase theta-3 (gene GstT4). Gene Ontology annotation, molecular function: glutathione transferase activity. The coding region runs from base 215 to 919 and encodes 234 amino acids. The record is from RefSeq and is a predicted model, not a curated record. Gene Ontology annotation, cellular component: cytoplasm. Gene Ontology annotation, biological process: glutathione metabolic process. Lineage: Eukaryota; Metazoa; Arthropoda; Insecta; Diptera; Drosophilidae. The transcript has 4 exons.